Lathyrus sativus (Indian pea) is the source of this 327-nucleotide messenger RNA. NCBI's taxonomy places the organism in Eukaryota, Viridiplantae, Streptophyta, Magnoliopsida, Fabales, Fabaceae. The record is from the annotation of a GenBank genome assembly.
AUGAAAAAUACAAAUGCAGCUAGUAAAGCCUCUAUAUCAGAUAGCGAGGUCUGCAAAUCAAAACAACAAUAUGAUUUAAAAUUGGAUUUUCAAUCUAAGCUAGCAUCUGGUUAUGUUGAAAUAGAAGAUGAUGUGACGUCUUUUGAUAGUCAGAGACUCAAGGAGCCAGAAGUUCAUGGUGAACCUUGUACUGUUGGAAAUAUUGGUUCUAUAGCCACAGAUAAUGAAGGUGGAUAUGAACCACAAUUACAUGGAUCUAGAGCAUUAUGCAAUGGCUAUUCUAAGAAAUUAGAAAGUACCAGCACUUACAGUUUGCUUCAGGAAUGA